AUGAAUCAUACUCGCGGUCUGAUGUCUACCGCGCAAGCCUUGCGCCAAACCUUUCUCACACCUUUUAAGAGCUCCAGAGUCGGACUCUUACAGCCAACUGCCCUUCAGAACGGUCUACAACUAAGAUACUUCCAAAAUACCCGCUGUCUCGCCCUCAAAAUAGCCCGACCUCCUGUCAAGGGACCCAUAAAGGAUGAAGAGAUUCGCGCUCGAACCGUGCAGCUAGUCAACUCCCAGGGCGAUCUUGAGGAACCCGAGCUUCUUGACGAUGUUCUGGCGUCCUUUGAUCGCAACAAAUUCUUUCUUGUUCAAGUCUCUCCAGGUGCCUUCAAGAAGCCGCCAGUCUGCAAAAUCUUGAACAAGUUGGAGUAUCGAAAUAGCGAGAAAGCCAAGGAAAAGGCAGCAAAGGCAGCCAAACAGUCGUUCAAACAAAUUGAAUUGAAUUGGGCCAUCGAUGCUCAUGAUCUCGAACAUCGCUUGAAGCAGUUGACUACCUUUUUGGAAAAAGGUCGGAAGGUUGAGAUCAUCUUGACUCGGAAGAAGCACAAGCGGCCUCCCACCGUGGACGAGAUCAAGUAUGUUAUGCAGAAUGUGCUAGACACUACACGAGAGGCUGGAGGUACACAAGUCAAGGCUAUGGAGGGAGAACCGGGCAAGCGUGUGAUGCUCACUGUGAAGAAAGGCGACAAUUGA
Penicillium odoratum is the source of this 693-nucleotide messenger RNA. RefSeq names its product putative translation initiation factor IF3. The transcript has a single exon. The coding region runs from base 1 to 693 and encodes 230 amino acids. Gene Ontology annotation, biological process: ribosome disassembly; mitochondrial translational initiation. The record is from RefSeq and is a predicted model, not a curated record. NCBI's taxonomy places the organism in Eukaryota, Fungi, Ascomycota, Eurotiomycetes, Eurotiales, Aspergillaceae. Gene Ontology annotation, cellular component: mitochondrion. Gene Ontology annotation, molecular function: ribosome binding; translation initiation factor activity.